Molecule: messenger RNA, 2212 nt
Organism: Vidua macroura (Pin-tailed whydah)
Lineage: Eukaryota; Metazoa; Chordata; Aves; Passeriformes; Viduidae
Gene: P3H2
Product: prolyl 3-hydroxylase 2
Exons: 15
Coding region: 1-2097 (698 amino acids)
Biological process (GO): collagen metabolic process
Cellular component (GO): endoplasmic reticulum
Molecular function (GO): procollagen-proline 3-dioxygenase activity; iron ion binding; protein binding
Source: RefSeq, a predicted model, not a curated record
AUGGCACCCGGGAGCCGGCGCGGGGGGGCCCGGCUGCUGCCGCUGCUGCUGCCGCUGCUGGUGCUGCCGGCGGCGGGCGGCGGGUGCGCGGCGGAGGGCGGCCCGCUGGAGCCCUUCGAUGCGCUGUACGCCAGCGGGGUGGAGGCGUACUACGGCGGGGACUUCGCGGGCGCGGCGCGGUGCCUGGAGCGGGCGCUGCGCAGCCGGCGGGAGCUGCGGGCGGCGCGGCUGCGGUGCCGGCGGCUGUGCCGAGCGCAGGUGCGGCUGGCGGAGCCGGGCCCGGGCGCCGGCGGGGACCUGCCGUUCUUCGGCUCGGUGCUGCGGCGCGCAGACUGCGUGCGGCGCUGCGAGGAGCCGCGCCUGGGGGCCGUGUCCCGCCACCGCGCCGCCGAGGAGGUGCGCGCCGACUUCCAGCGCAGGGUGCCCUACAGCUACCUGCAGCGCGCAUACAUCCAGCUGAACAAGCUGGAGGAGGCAGCAAAUGCAGCUCACACCUUCUUCAUGGCAAACCCUGAGCACAUGGAGAUACAGCAGGACCUUGAGAACUACAAGACCAUGUCAGGGAAGGUCAGCUUGAUUGACCAGGAGGCCAGGCAGCACAUGGAGGACUACAGUGCUGGGGUGAGGCACUAUGACAGGGAGGAGUACGAGCUGGCCAUUGAACUCUUGGAGCGUGCCUUGAAAGGAUACUACUCCGAGGAUGAGGAUUGCCAGGUCAUGUGCGAGGGACCACAGAGGUUUGAGGAGCACGAGUACCUGGAUUACAAGGCUGGUCUCUAUGAAGCUAUUGCAGAGCACUACAUGCAGGUCCUGGCCUGCAAGCACGACUGUGUCCGGGAGCUCGCCACGCGCUCGGGCCGGAUCUCGCCCAUCGAAAACUUCCUUCCCCUCCACUACGACUACCUGCAGUUUGCCUAUUACAGAGUUGGUGACUACGUAAAAGCCCUGGAGUGUGCCAAGUCCUACCUGCUCUUCCACCCGGACGAUGAAGAUGUCCUGGAGAAUGCAGGGUAUUACGAGGGGCUCUUGGAAGGUACAGUGGAUCCAGCCACCAUCAAGCCCAGAAAGGAGGCCAAAACGCUGCUGCGGCGCCACAAGCUGGAGUCUCACCUCUUGCAGGCGGCUGCGGCCGGCCUGGGAUACGCCUACACGGAGCCGAACUACUGGAACAGGUACGGUGCCCGCCAGGACGAGCACAGUGUCCCAUCAAGUAUCAGCAGUGAACCAGAGGAUGGGCCCCGGCUGUCCCUGACAAAGAAACCCAUGCCAAAGCCAGAUCGAGAGCUGAAGGAGGGGGGCCCUCUUCUCUACAGCGAUGUGAAGUUUGUCUACAACUCUCAGCAGCUGAAUGGCACGCAGCGAGUGCUGCUGGAUAACGUCAUCUCAGAGGAGCAGUGCCGGGAGCUGCACAGGGUGGCCAGUGGGAUCAUGUUGGCUGGAGAUGGUUACAGGGGCAAAACCUCCCCCCACACCCCGAAUGAGAGAUUUGAAGGAGCCACUGUCCUCAAAGCCCUCAAGUAUGGCUACGAGGGCCGUGUCCCGCUGAAGAGUGCCCGGCUGUUCUACGACAUCAGUGAGAAGGCUCGCAGGAUCGUCGAGUCCUACUUCCUGCUCAACUCCACGCUCUACUUCUCCUACACCCACCUGGUGUGCCGCACCGCCCUCUCCGGCCAGCAGGAGCGCAGGAAUGAUCUGAGCCAUCCCAUCCAUGCUGACAACUGCCUCUUGGACCCCGAAGCCAACGAGUGCUGGAAGGAGCCUCCUGCCUACACCUUUCGGGAUUACAGUGCCCUCCUGUACAUGAACGCAGAUUUUGAAGGUGGCGAGUUCAUUUUCACCGAGAUGGACGCCAAAACUGUGACAGCCUCCAUCAAGCCCAAGUGUGGGAGGAUGAUCAGCUUCUCGUCGGGCGGCGAGAACCCCCACGGGGUGAAGGCGGUCACCAAAGGCCAGCGCUGCGCUGUGGCUCUCUGGUUCACCUUGGACCCUCUCUACAGAGAGCUGGAACGAAUCCAGGCAGAUGAAGUGAUUGCAAUGCUGGACCAGCAGCAUCUAGGACCCAGUGAAAUGAACAUCAACCCAAAGGAUGAGCUAUGAACUAGGCCAAAGACUUUUUCUAUUAAAUAUUUAUUUAAUAUUGUUAAUCUUAUUAGAACCCUUCUAUUUUUGUACAGAGAUGCUGUAUAAAUUAACAGGUUAAUAUGAUUGUGGA